This is a messenger RNA of Paramisgurnus dabryanus, 1698 nucleotides long. RefSeq lists its product as uncharacterized. NCBI's taxonomy places the organism in Eukaryota, Metazoa, Chordata, Actinopteri, Cypriniformes, Cobitidae. The record is from RefSeq and is a predicted model, not a curated record.
UGUGGGUGGGGCCUCGCUGUACAAUGACGCUCGGCCCUUGACAAAGAGAAUCAACGCUUGAUCUUUCGGCGUAGCGCGAGCCGCCAUUUCAAAGCCGUUUAAACCUUAAUGAUCUUGUAGACGGAUGAUUGUUUGACAGAAUAAACCGAAUUACGCUUAAUUAUUUUAGGGGCUCGUUGUUUAGAAGAGCUCUCGAUCUUUGAAGGGUUUUAAAAAUGGCUGCUGAAUCCGAGCAAGUGAAGGAGACGACAGAAGUGAUGGAGACUACAGAUACAUCUGCACAGGAGGAUCCUGUACCUGAAAGCAAAACCAGGGCAUGUGGAUUAAAGGUUCGUGGCAGAGGUGGGCGAAUGGGAGGACGUGGCGGUCGAGGAAUGAUGAUGAAAGGGUUCAGACCGCCGGGUCAUGUCAGAGGCAGAGGGCGUGAUUUCUUUACAAAUGGAUUUGGAUCCAUGAGGCGGGGCAUGGGUAGAACGUGGCCGUAUCCGGACAUGCGGGGUCGAAGAGGCGGACCUAUGAGAAUGAAUUUGGGGCCACCGCCUCCUCCUCCUCCUUUGCCGCCCCCUUCCAUGCACAUGAGAGGACCCCCACCUCCAAUGCACAGGCAUUGCCCGCCGCCGCCUCCACCACCACCAGGACACCCAGGCUUUAGAGGGCGGCCCCCACACCCGAGAGGGCGUAGCAUGAUGCCACCCGGCCCUCCUCGAUUUUUUCAUCCCAGAGGCUACCACAACGGAUCGGCCCCUCCUCUGCCCCGCCCGCCUCCAGGCAGGGGCCAGCGCUGGCCGGGGCCCCCUGGUGGCCGGAGGUUUUAACAGCUCAGACGUAGUUAAAAUCUCGAGCCCUGUAGCGUUAACGGCCUUCGAAUAUUUUCUUUCCAGGCAGAACUCGCAGGUUCUCUUACUGUAAAAACACACUACCCUUUUCGGUUCCUUGAAUGUGAUCCAUUUAAAAGCACUCUCACUCUUAUGAAGAGAAAGAAACAUGUUAAAUUUUAAGUGUAUUUCAUGAGAAUUUUACUUUUAAGUGUCGUCCAGUCUGCGUGGUGCUAUUCCUAAUUUCCUUUUUUUAUAUAAAGAAAGUUAAGUGCAUUUUAGUAAAUGAGAAGUUGAGAGACUAAUCAAAUGACUGUACGUCCACCGUCAUUCCUCAGUAUAUACACAGUAUGUCCAUUGAUAUAUCUGUACUCCUUGGACCUCUCAGACAUGUUAAGAUCAUGUCAGUACAUUGACAUAUAUAACAAACAGAUCAUUGAAUUACCUGAUAUGUGUUUUCAUGUGUAGUGCUCAUGUAUUAUUCAUGAUUUAAUAUCAUCAAUGUGCAGCUACUAUACAGUAAGUCUACAGUACGUUAAAGUAAAAGUAUUUCUCUUGGAAAAGUAUUCCUGUUUGUGUUCAUCAGUCCACGCUGUUAAAUGACAUUCUGUUACAACCACACUUAUUUAAUGACAGUAGCAUUACAGUUUAUACCUCUUGAAAUAAGAUUUUUCUUUUGCUUUUCUAUUUUAAAGCCAGUUACAAAAAUAUUUGAUUUAAAAUAGUAAAAAUAAUCAAUAUAAAAAUAUUUUGUGUUUUGAAGUGUUCUGGCACAUUCACGUGUUGUAACUGAUAAAGUCAUGUGAAUUUGUGGAUGUAAAUUGAGAAAAUAACAGCUUUUGACUUAGUUUUGAACAAACAAAAUAAAGUUAAGAUAAAAUGA